CUUAACUUCCCAUCCUCUUCUUCUCUCGUCGCUCUUAUAUCUCGAUUAAAAAUCGCCUCUGGUGGACAUAGCUGACGCGUAGGGGAUAAUUGGCUGAGUAUAAGCGACGCGUCAUGGCCACGGACGCCACAGAAACACAGCCACAAAGGGUCAAUGGCCGACUAGGGUCGAAGAAGACAAAGAACGGCUGCUUCACGUGUCGAAAGCAUCGGGUCAAGUGCGAUGAGAGCAGACCACAGUGCAAGAGAUGCACACGGCUGAAGCUUCAUUGUGCUGGUUAUCAAGAUGUCUUUAGAGACGUUAAUGUCUCGCGAAAACGUUCGGCGACUCCAGCCCACAACCCCAGCCAGUCGGCCGCCAAUCCCGAGCGCCCACUCGGCACCUUUCACGGAAGCGACGAUGAGUGUCGACUGUUUGAAUAUUUCCGCAAGAGAGUCGCCUUUCAGCUAGGUGGUUUCCUUGACGAAGACUUUUGGAUCACGACGCUUCUGCAGGCCUCUCACUCGACGUCAUUCAUCCGUCAUUCGGCGAUUGCCAUUGCAGCAUAUAUUGGGGAACGCAACGGACAUUUCAGAGCAACGACGCCUCGGCAAUCUUGCAAUGUCGCUUUGAACUACUACCAAAAUGCCCUUUGUAGGGCAAGUCAACGCACAGAAUCUGCCGACCCGGAACUGGUGGCCAUACUAACUUGUCCCCUCUUUCUUUGCAUGGAAUUUCUGCAGGGCAAAAAGCUGCAGGCCAUGUCCCUUUUCCUACAUGGACACUUUCUGAUGGAGUCUUGUCAAGGGUGGACUCGUCGGCACUCUGCUCUGUCCGAAUGGGCAACUAUCAACGAGAGUCUGCGUCCCAUGUAUAACAGACUUGUGAUGAUGGCAAAGCUGUUCGGACACAAUCUCCCGAUCUACUAUGCCAACCUACCGUUUCCGCCUAGUCCAAAUCCCACACUGUCCACUUUCAACAGCCUCAAAGACGCCCGGGAUCUUCUUUUCCAGCACUUGGUCGUCACCCACGAAUUUGUCAAGAGCUUGAACUCUACGACGGCUCGGCCGAUUUCGACGCACAAACACUAUUUGCAGCGACAGGAGGAGCUGCGCAUCCAGCUAGAUAUAUGGUACAGCGACUUUCAUCGAAUGUGUGGGAGUCUCGACGAUCCCGACCAUGCCGUGAUCGCGACGCUGAGCAUGUGGCAUGCCGCCGCGGUGAUCUGGUUAAGAAACCCGCUCGAGGGUUUUGAGAUGUCAUUCGAUGAGAGCCUCGAUUGUUUUCAGGUCAUUGUCGAGAAAGCCGACGAGGCUCUUGCUACCAAGCGACAAAUUCAUGACGCCUUCACCUUUGAGAUGGGGGUGUUGCCGCCGCUGUAUUUCACGGCUCUGAAAUGUCGCCACUUCUCAUUGCGCAAAGAGGCAUUACGCCUGAUGGGGAAAGGUCCGAGGAGGGAGGGACUUUGGGACAGGGAAGAAUUGCUUACCGUCGCAUCGCAGGCAUUUGCACUUGAAACGGCGGCUCAAUCAGACAUCACUUCCUUACCCUCCGAGCCCGAGCGCUUGCUCCGGGUGAGGAUUUUUCAGCAAGACGCCGGUCAUGAACUCAAGGCUGCCUUUAUUUAUAGAGAUGGUCAAGUCGAACGAGUCUGGAAUCAAAUUAUACAAUAG
Molecule: messenger RNA, 1652 nt
Organism: Exophiala xenobiotica
Lineage: Eukaryota; Fungi; Ascomycota; Eurotiomycetes; Chaetothyriales; Herpotrichiellaceae
Exons: 3
Coding region: 114-1652 (512 amino acids)
Biological process (GO): regulation of DNA-templated transcription
Molecular function (GO): DNA-binding transcription factor activity, RNA polymerase II-specific; zinc ion binding
Source: RefSeq, a predicted model, not a curated record